Pygocentrus nattereri (red-bellied piranha) is the source of this 2142-nucleotide messenger RNA. RefSeq names its product sec1 family domain containing 1 (gene scfd1). The transcript is spliced from 25 exons. Gene Ontology annotation, cellular component: Golgi membrane; cytosol. Gene Ontology annotation, molecular function: syntaxin binding. Lineage: Eukaryota; Metazoa; Chordata; Actinopteri; Characiformes; Serrasalmidae. The record is from RefSeq and is a predicted model, not a curated record. The coding region runs from base 44 to 1942 and encodes 632 amino acids. Gene Ontology annotation, biological process: endoplasmic reticulum to Golgi vesicle-mediated transport; intracellular protein transport.
CUGCCACGUCACCCACCGACUCAUCACUGCAUAAAUAGUAAAGAUGGCGGCGUCCAUCCGGGAAAAACAGACAGCUGCAUUGAAGCGAAUGCUGAACUUCAAUGCUCCUCCAUUGAAAAACACAGCAGCUGAGCCAGUAUGGAAGGUCCUUAUUUACGACCGCUUUGGCCAAGAUAUCAUCUCUCCCCUUCUAUCUGUGAAAGAGUUAAGAGACAUGGGGAUCACUCUUCACCUAUUAUUGCAUUCAGACAGAGAUCCCAUUCCAGAUGUUCCUGCCAUUUACUUUGUGAUGCCAACAGAGGAGAAUAUAGACAGGAUAUGUCAGGAUCUGCGGAACCAACUCUAUGAGUCCUACUACCUGAAUUUUAUCUCUGCAAUCUCCAGAAGCAAACUGGAGGAUAUAGCAAGUGCAGCUCUUGCAGCAAAUGCUGUGAACCUGGUGACCAAAGUUUUUGAUCAAUAUUUGAACUUUAUCACACUAGAAGAUGACAUGUUUGUCCUCUGCAAUCAAAACAAAGAACAGAUAUCCUAUCAUGCGAUAAAUAAACCAGAUAUCAUGGACACAGAGAUGGAGGGUAUAAUGGACACCAUUGUGGACGGCCUUUUCUGCUACUUUGUCACUCUUGGUGCUGUCCCAAUAAUCCGAUGUCCAAGAGGGAACGCGGCUGAAAUGGUAGCCGUGAAACUUGACAAGAAACUGAGGGAGAAUUUGCGAGAUGCUCGCAACAGCCUGUUUACCGGAGAUACCAUGGGCGCUGGCCAGUUCAGUUUCCAGAGGCCGCUAUUUGUUCUUGCUGACCGCAACCUGGAUCUUGCCACCCCACUCCAUCACACAUGGACCUACCAAGCCCUCAUUCAUGACGUCCUGGACCUCUACCUGAAUAGGGUCAGUCUGGAGGAGUCUCCAGGGUCAGAAGCUAGCCCAGCAGGGGCUCGACCAAAAAAGAAGAGUAAGAAAAGCUAUGAUCUCACUGCUGCUGACAAGUUUUGGCAAAAGCACAAAGGAAGCCCAUUUCCUGAGGUUGCAGAAUCGGUGCAGGAGGAGUUGGAUACUUACAGAGCUCAAGAAGAUGAGGUCAAGCGUCUCAAGAGCAUCAUGGGCUUAGAAGGGGAGGAUGAUGGAGCCAUUAGCAUGCUGUCGGAUAACACUGCCAAACUUACCUCAGCUGUUAGUUCCCUUCCUGAGCUCUUAGAGAAGAAGAGACUGAUUGACCUCCACACCAAUGUUGCCACAGCGGUUUUGGACCACAUCAAGUCUCGCAAGUUGGACGUUUACUUUGAGUAUGAGGAGAAACUAAUGAGCAAGUCCACUAUGGACAAAUCCCUUCUGGACAUUAUCAGUGACCCUGACGCUGGAACCCCAGAGGAUAAGAUGAGACUCUUCCUCAUCUACUACAUCACCUCCCAGCAGCCCCCUUCUGAGGGAGAUCUUGAGCAGUAUAAGAAGGCUUUGAUUGAUGCUGGCUGUGAUCUCUCCCCUUUGAACUACAUAAAGCAGUGGAAAGCUUUCACGAAGAUGGCUGCAGCACCGGCCAAUUAUGGCAACAGUGGAGUGAAACCAAUGGGUCUCUUCUCCAGGGUGAUGAACACUGGCUCACAAUUUGUUAUGGAAGGGGUGAAGAAUUUGGUCUUAAAACAACAUAAUUUGCCUGUUACCCGGAUCUUAGACAACUUGAUGGACAUGAAAUCAAAUCCGGAGACAGAUGACUACAGAUACUUUGACCCAAAGAUGCUUCGCGGUAGUGAAAGCUCAAUUCCAAGGAACAAGAACCCAUUUCAGGAGGCCAUUGUCUUUGUCGUUGGUGGGGGCAAUUAUAUAGAAUAUCAAAAUCUUGUUGACUACGCAAAGGCCAAACAGGGUAAAAGAGUGAUGUAUGGGUGCAGUGAGCUGUUCAGUGCAACACAGUUCAUGAAACAGCUCUCCCAACUGGGUCAGAAGUAGCAAGCUUUGAGAUUACGCCCAGGGCCCUUUUUCCAGCAUUCAAAUCUGCAAUCAGAACCUCUCCAUUUAUACAACAUUGUCCUUCUAACCAUGGAAUUGCUGAUAUUCAAUGUACUUUAUGUUUAGUUUACUGUUAUUUAAUGAAAUCACAUCGCUAACUAACUCUUUCAACAAUAAAGUUUAACAGUCUUACACAAAUA